AUGUCGCAAAGAUUCGGAACCUCGUCCCUCCACCAGCGCGACUCCCGCAGCGUCCUCUUCGCCGGCUACACGGGUGACCAGUCACAGCAGCGCGGCCGGCCCAGCCCGUCGCCCUCUCCCGGGGUCGGCGUAGGGGGAGGCUAUGGCUACAGCAGCUACGGAGGAGGCUACUCCCCCUCGAUGAUGGGCAAUGGCUACGGCGACGCGGGGAGCCCGUCGCAUGCGUACCGGACCGCGACGCCCAACAAGAAGGGGCAGUACAGCGACGCGGUGCUCAACGAGUUGGAGAGCCAGAACGACGAGCAGGUGUCGGGCAUCCUGGGCAAAGUCAAGGUUCUGAAAGACAUGACGGUGGCCAUUGGCGACGAAAUUCGCGAAUCCUCCGCCCUCGCCGAGAAGAUGAACGACACGUUCGACUCGACGCGCGUGCGCCUCCGCGGCACCAUGAACCGCAUGCUCAUCAUGGCCCAGCGCAGCGGCAUCAGCUGGAAGUGGUGGCUGCUCUUCUUCCUCGCCGUCGCCGCCCUCUUCAUAUACGUCUGGCUGUUUUAA
This is a messenger RNA of Trichoderma citrinoviride, 552 nucleotides long. RefSeq lists its product as hypothetical. NCBI's taxonomy places the organism in Eukaryota, Fungi, Ascomycota, Sordariomycetes, Hypocreales, Hypocreaceae. Gene Ontology annotation, biological process: endoplasmic reticulum to Golgi vesicle-mediated transport. The coding region runs from base 1 to 552 and encodes 183 amino acids. The transcript is spliced from 3 exons. The record is from RefSeq and is a predicted model, not a curated record.